AUGUCCGCCAUGGCUGCGCCGGCUUUUCUACAACAAUCGCAACCCUUCAGGCCCUCGAACGGCCAAUCCUCCUUUCUAUCCUCCGUCAACCCCUUCGAACGCGAUGCGGCCAAGCUCGUGGGCACCCCGUUCGCCAACGCCGGCCCGACUGCCUCCUCUGUCCUGAUUCGUCGCCUCCCGCUGAACACCUCCGAAGAAUCGCUCCGUCUCAUGGUCGUUUGGUCCAAGGAAUUGGUGGAUGUUGAGGUUUUGCCCGUGGAUCAGUCGGAGGACAAGGGCUUCCGGUCGGCCAUCUUGAAGUUCAGGACCACGAACGGCGCAAUCGAGGCGAAAAACAUGCUGGACGGGAAAUCCAACAUUUCUAACGAUGCCAACAUGAUUGUUGAGAUUCUGGCAGGAAGCCCGACCUCUUCGAGGAGAUACCCGGAACCCGCAGGUACCGGGCCGUCGAGUACGGCCUCGUCCGCGACAUCUUCGGCGCCCACGUCGCGACAGCCAUCCCGAUUCAACGGCGCUUUCCAGUCGCUGGAGAAGAUCUCGCCGCCUAUGAACGGUAUGUACGGCACCAGCGAAUUACCAAACCCCGAGUCUAGCGCCCACUACCAAACCCUCUUCUCUCCGCAAUCGCCUAUCGGGAAUCACAUCACCGAGCGAACUCGCGCUACGGGGAAAUCGAUGAUCAACAAUGAUGCUGCCGACGACGACGAUACAGGCGAGCUGCUUAAGGACCCAGUUGCCUACGCGGAAAACGGCGCGACGGCUCAGCGAAGGGCCACUGCCCCACAGCUACCCAUCUCGCGUCUCGCCAGCCUAUCCCUCAAUACCAACUCAUCAUCUGGCCCAUCGUCGUCGCUUCCGCAAUAUGGCCAGCAAGGGAUGGGGGCGAUGUCGGCUCAUCCGGCCGCAAUGUCACCCACAGUAAUGGGCGGCGGUCCACACGGCGUAUCAUUUCACAUGGCAGGCGGCCAUCCCUUUGGCCGCUCCAACUUUCCGCCGGUCAACCCUGCCGACCAGAACCCGCCGUGCAACACUCUGUACGUGGGUAACUUGCCGAUAGACACUUCAGAGGAAGAAUUGAAGGCCAUGUUCUCCAAGCAGCGUGGGUACAAGCGUCUCUGUUUCCGCACGAAGCAGAACGGGCCCAUGUGUUUUGUUGAGUUCGAAGACGUCUCUUUCGCUACCAAGGCCCUGCACGAGCUUUACGGCCACCCGCUCCACAACAGCGUGAAGGGUGGCAUUCGAUUGAGCUUCUCCAAAAACCCCCUCGGCGUUCGCUCUGGCCAAACCCCUGGGCAAGCGACGCCUCCCAUGAGCGGAAUGAUGACGGGAUCCUCGAACGGGUUGAGAACGGCGAAUGGCCCUCCCCCGGGACUUUCGGCCCCUCCAGGCCUCGGUGCCGGACGUUACGGUGGCGGCUCGGCUGCGCAGUCGUACACAGUCGCGGCUGGGUUUCCCGCGACCGGCAAUAACAACGUCUGGAACGGAUACAGUGGCGCCAUGACGGCUGGCGGGCCUGGAUCGUUGAUGAGCGGCAACAAUUCGAACUAUCUUCCACCCCACAUGCUGGGCCGAUAA
This is a messenger RNA of Colletotrichum karsti, 1575 nucleotides long. Its product is annotated as RNA binding protein. The transcript has a single exon. Gene Ontology annotation, molecular function: mRNA binding. The record is from RefSeq and is a predicted model, not a curated record. The coding region runs from base 1 to 1575 and encodes 524 amino acids. NCBI's taxonomy places the organism in Eukaryota, Fungi, Ascomycota, Sordariomycetes, Glomerellales, Glomerellaceae.